Lactuca sativa (garden lettuce) is the source of this 688-nucleotide messenger RNA. Its product is annotated as DNA mismatch repair protein. The record is from RefSeq and is a predicted model, not a curated record. Lineage: Eukaryota; Viridiplantae; Streptophyta; Magnoliopsida; Asterales; Asteraceae.
ACAUAUUUACAUACAACCUAAUUGAAAAUUUUACCCUAUUGGCUACCGUUCUCAUCCCCCUCUACGCUCGUCGGCCUCCGAUUGCCCUCUCCGCCCUCCGUCACUUGCCCGGCUGCCGUGACUCCGUGACUCGCCGCGUAAACCGUCUGCGAUCUGCGAUCCCGUCUCUCUGCUGUGAACCGCUAGCUAUCCUUCGUGCCAGGGUUGGGUUAAGCUCUCUCAUAUAUACAAUUUCCAGUGUAAAUCAAUGAAGUUCCUGGAUUGGUAUGUAAAGAUUGCAGUUGUAUCAGCUGCAAUUGGAGGAUCCAUGGAGUAUUUCAUGAUUAAAACCGGUUUCUAUGACAAAGUGACAGUUCUUGAGUCGGAAAAGAAGGCUUGGGAGAAUUCACCCGAAGCUCAAGCUAUGCGAGAAGCUCUCAAUCCUUGGAGAAACAUCGAUGCAAAUGCAAAAAAAUCUUCCUAGGUUUUUUUUUUCUUUACGAGGGCAUUUAGGUCAUUUCCGCACACAAGAGAUUGAAUGUGGGUCCCUAUUCCACCUUUUUUGGUGGGACAAAAAUAUAAGAGUUUUUGUCCAUGGUUAUUAGUCCAAUGUAACUCAAACACAGUAAAACCUGUUUUGUUUUGUUAUGUUCUGUAUAACCAACAAUGAAAUUGGCUUUAUGUAUUAUUAUGUUCUUUAUGUGAUUCA